UAGGCCAAAAUAAAAUAAACAAAAUAAAAAAUCGGGAGGGGGAGGUGAAGACGCGGCAGGGGAUCGCAUCCACGAAUCCAAGAUCAAAUCGUGGACUGAAAUGAGGACAGAGCUUGUGUUCUUCGGCUAGUAAAUUGUAUCGUCCGCUGAAGCAGCAUAUUUUUGACCGGAAAAACGUAAAACUCUAGGAAAGGAGUGGAAGAGCUGUUGGCUGCUGCUGUUUCUUUGGGUGCCUCUAACGCCUUAUCGCACCAAAAGGAGGGUAACGACUCAACGUAUAGCAUUGCAAUGAGAUUGGACUUAUCCUUGAUCUAACGUGUGAUUCUUGAAGAAAUCCUUUUGGAUGCUGGAUUCUGAUAUAUUCAUUACCUAUGGCAUCAUCUGUUUUUCACGCUGUGAUUAGUACUUUGGAGUGGGUGACAGUGGCUUUGGAUACUCCAUCUGCUAGAGCUGUUGUUUUCGGAGUUCAUAUUGGAGGACAUCUUUUUGUGGAGGGUCUUCUUCUGGUGGUCAUUCUUUUCCUACUGUCCCAAAAGAGUUACAAGCCCCCUAAACGGCCAUUAUCAAAGAAGGAAAUAGAUGAGCUAUGUGAAGAAUGGGUUCCAGAACCACUUAUUCCUCCUAUUACAGAAGAGAUGCGAUAUGAGCCACCAGUGUUCGAAAGUGCUGCUGGGCCACAUACAACAAUCAAUUGCAAAGAAGUUGUGAACUUUGCUUCAGCUAAUUAUCUCGGAUUAAUAGGGAAUGAGAAAUUGCUUGAGUCUUGCACCUCUGCAUUGGAAAAAUAUGGUGUUGGUUCAUGUGGCCCUCGUGGAUUCUAUGGAACUAUUGAUGUCCACCUUGAUUGUGAGGCCAGAAUAGCGAAGUUUUUGGGGACUCCAGAUUCAAUUCUCUAUUCGUAUGGACUUUCUACCAUGUUCAGUGCAAUUCCAUGUUUCUGCAAAAAAGGAGACAUAAUAGUUGUUGAUGAGGGGGUUCACUGGGGAAUUCAAAAUGGCCUAUAUCUUUCUAGAAGCACCAUUGUGUAUUUUAAGCAUAAUGACAUGGAUUCUCUACAAAACACGUUGGAGAAAAUAACUGCAGAGAAUAAGCGUGCUAAACAAUUGCGUCGCUACAUCAUUGUUGAAGCAAUAUACCAGAACUCUGGCCAAAUAGCUCCAUUAAAUGAGAUCAUUAGAUUGAAGGAGAAAUAUCGGUUUCGUGUUUUGUUGGAUGAAAGCAACUCAUUUGGAGUGCUUGGCAGAUCUGGAAAAGGUCUAACUGAAUACUACGGCGUUCCGGUUGAGAAGAUAGAUAUUAUAACUGCUGCAAUGGGGCAUGCAUUAGCCACUGAAGGAGGAUUCUGCACUGGCAGUGCCAGAGUCAUUGAUCACCAACGACUGAGCAGCUCUGGAUAUGUCUUUUCGGCUUCAUUGCCUCCGUAUCUCGCAAGUGCUGCAAUUACCGCAAUUGAUGUCCUAGAGGGUAAUCCUGCUUUAGUAACCAAGCUGAAAGAAAACAUUGCUAUAUUGUGGAAAGGGUUAUCAAACAUUCAGGGCCUCUCCAUAGCAAGCAAUCCAGAAUCACCUAUUGUUUUUCUCAAACUUGAUAAGUCCAUAGGUUCGGUGAAAGAUGACCUAAAAGUCCUUGAAGAUAUCGCUGAUCGUGCCUUGAAGGAAGACUCUGUGCUUGUAGUAGUUACUAAAAGGUCAACAAUUGAUAAGUGCAGAUUGCCUGUAGGAAUCAAGUUGUUUGUGUCAGCUGCUCAUUCAGAAUCCGAUGUCCUGAAGGCAUGUGAAUCCUUGAAGAGGGUUUCAGAAUUGGUGCUGCGUACUAGUAAUUGACUCUUUCCAGUGAUUUCUGUCUGUGUGUCGUGUUGGGGGGGGGGGGUGUCUGCUGGACCAGAUCAGUAUCAGAUGAACUGACAGUCUUCUGAAUUGUGAUAAAUAUUUUCAGAAACCUCUCUUUUGGCAUGAUUUAUUUUGCAAGAGAAGAAUUUAAUUUCUUGUUGUAAAAUUAUGCAAGAAAUUUUCUUUUAAGUUAAA
Messenger RNA from Manihot esculenta (cassava), 2024 nucleotides. RefSeq names its product long chain base biosynthesis protein 1. Gene Ontology annotation, cellular component: endoplasmic reticulum. The transcript is spliced from 13 exons. Gene Ontology annotation, biological process: ceramide biosynthetic process; sphingosine biosynthetic process. The coding region runs from base 372 to 1823 and encodes 483 amino acids. NCBI's taxonomy places the organism in Eukaryota, Viridiplantae, Streptophyta, Magnoliopsida, Malpighiales, Euphorbiaceae. The record is from RefSeq and is a predicted model, not a curated record. Gene Ontology annotation, molecular function: pyridoxal phosphate binding; serine C-palmitoyltransferase activity.